AUGGGCAUCAAACGCAAACACACCGACGAUGCUUCUCCUACAUCAAUCUCCAGCGCCGGCUUCGUCUCAACACCAGACGCUCAGUCACCCACACCCUACCCCCAAUUCGACGGCACGAUGGAAAUGGACACCGAAAUACUACCACGAAUCCAUGGUUGGGAUUUCUCCCGCGCGCACCGAGUAAAAAGCAGCGAUUGGGGAAACCGAACGCGCAAACGAGUCCGUGACAACCGACCUGACGAGCGCGCUGUCCACGAAAACACAGUCCACAAGCUCUUCCUCGCGCAACGGCAACACCCUCACGCCUCCCCAGCUCCUCCCGGCCCUCUGCCUGCCACACAGCCUGCCAUUGUAGUCUCGAAACCGCAGAAAUCCACACUGCACUCCUUCUGGAACAUCUCUGCCGCGCCGGUCCAAACACCCAUCUUCUCGUACCACACCGCACCGCAGCAGCGUGAGCACGAAGGGCCGCGGUGUGAGGACUGUGAUGCACGCCUUGCGGUUGAUGUGGGGGUCAUGGAUGUUGAUAUGGAGAUGGAUAGUGCAGAAGGUGCGAGCCAAUUCGCAUGCUGUGAGUGUGGCAGGAAUGUCUGCGGAACUUGCGCUGUGGUCUCAGAGGCGAGGCAUUGCUUGCAGUGCGCUACGCGUGGAUAUUGA
Messenger RNA from Ascochyta rabiei, 657 nucleotides. RefSeq lists its product as uncharacterized. The record is from RefSeq and is a predicted model, not a curated record. NCBI's taxonomy places the organism in Eukaryota, Fungi, Ascomycota, Dothideomycetes, Pleosporales, Didymellaceae. The coding region runs from base 1 to 657 and encodes 218 amino acids. The transcript is spliced from 2 exons.